AUGAGGGCACCAUGGAUGUGUAGCUUUUUCUUCGGCUUCUUUCUCAUCUUCUCAUCCAUCUCUGCUGAAUCUAAUUACUUUUCCCCAGCAAAAGUUUCAUCCACAUGGACCAACAAUGAAUCAUUUAUAUCCUCCAUCAAUUUCAGAGAUGGCUCAAGGAUCAGAGUCAUUCUCAAUAAAGAAAAGAAAUUCCGUUGUGGCUUCUUCUGUAAUGGAACCUGCACAUCUUACCUCUUUGCGAUUGUGGUUAUCAAUAUAACAACCACCCGAGACAGUCUGGGGGUGAUUUGGUCAGCAAACCGAGACAUUCUGGUCAGGGAAGGCGCAAUUCUGAAUUUCACUGCAACUGGAGAAUUGAUGUUACAGGAUGUCGAUGGAAGCAUAGUUUGGACUACAAACACUACCGGGAAAUCUGUUGCUUCCAUGAACCUAACUGAAGAUGGGAAUCUGCGGUUGUUGAAUGUCCAUAACUUGACAGUUUGGCAAUCUUUUGAUCACCCAACAGACUGUUUGUUACCUGGGCAAAAACUAUUUCAAGGACAGAAGCUCAUACCUAGUGUUUCCUCAACCAACUGGACGCCUCAAGUAGACUUAUACUCUCUGCAAUUCAACGAAAAAGAUGGGCAUUUGAAAGCGUUUGGAUGGGAGAGAGACACCGAUCUAUUGGGUCAUCUUGGAGGUUGUUCUUAUCCUUUGGCUUGUGGGAGAAAUGCCAUUUGCUCGGCUGAUCAACAAUGUAGUUGUCCAAUAUCAAGCACCUCUCCUGCGACGGACUAUUUUAGAGCAGUGAAUGAUCGCCAACCCAACAAGGGUUGCUAUCAAGUUACUCCUCUCACAUGUAACGCUACCCAAAACCAUACUUUCAUUGAACUCAGUAACGUCACGUACGUCACAUUUACCUCAGACAUGGAAGAUGUGGAUAUUGAGACUUGCAAACAAGCGUGUCUGAAUAACUGCUCAUGCAAAGCGGCACUAAUAAUAUUCAACUAUGGUUCCAAUUCAAGUGGGGAUUGCUAUUUACCUUCUGAGGUUUUUACAUUGACGAGUCUUGAUGCAGCGGUAGUUCCACAAAAUGUUUUGGUUUUUAUAAAAGUCGUGAAUUCGUCUAUACCCCAAUCCCAUGGUCGAUCGUCAAACAGAAAAAUUCUAGUUGCAACAAUUAUCGGUUCCACAAUUGGAAGUCUUAUGCUUCUUAUUGUGGUCGUAGGUUUUACUAAAUUCAUAGUUCAAAACAAAAAUAUGAACAGUGAAAGUGAAGAAGAGUAUCUAGAUCAAGUUUCAGGAAUGCCCACUCGGUUUUCCUAUGAUGAACUGAAAACAGCCACGGAGAAUUUCAGUAAAAAGCUUGGGGAAGGGGGAUUUGGAUCAGUUUUCGAAGGAACUCUCAAAGAUGGGUCGAAGAUUGCAGUAAAAUGUCUUCAAGGUCUGGUGCAUGUUAAGAAAUCAUUCUUGGCCGAGGUUGAGUCCAUUGGCAACAUUCACCAUGUGAAUCUAGUUCGACUUAGAGGGUUUUGUGCUCGGAAAUCACAACAGCUUCUCGUGUAUGAAUUCAUGAGUAACGGAUCAUUAGACCAGUGGAUCUACUAUGGAGACAGGAAGCAGGUACUCCCAUGGAUAAGUAGAAAGAAAAUCAUUCUUGAUAUAGCUAAAGGUUUAACAUAUCUUCAUGAAGAUUGUAGACAAAAAAUCAUCCACCUCGAUAUUAAACCUCAAAACAUACUCCUAGAUGCAGACUUCAAUGCCAAAGUAUCGGAUUUUGGGUUGUCAAAGCUCAUCGACAGAGAUCAAAGCCAAGUGAUGACUACAAUGAGAGGAACCCCUGGCUAUCUAGCUCCAGAAUGGUUGAGCUCAAUUAUAACCGAAAAAGUGGAUGUAUAUAGCUUUGGGAUCCUUCUUUUGGAGAUCUUAUGUGGAAGGAAGAUAUUUGAUAGAUCUCAGCCAGAAGAAAGUUGGCACCUACUUCGUGUCUUUCAGAGAUGUUGGGAACAAGAGACGUUGUUAAACAUAGUUGACAGGUAUAGUGAAGAUAUGCAGGAACAUGGUACAGAAGUCAUGGAGAUGAUGAAACUGGCUUCAUGGUGUCUACAGACAGAUUUUACUAAGAGGCCUUCAAUGUCAACGGUGAUUAAGGUGUUAGAGGGAGUAAUAAGUGUUGAACUGGACUUGGAUUACAACUUCUCGUAUCAAAGAAUGCAGGAAACAACAGAUGGACAUGAGAAAAGCUCACAACCAGUGUUGCCACCUAGCAUGUCAGCUCCAAGGUGA
Lactuca saligna is the source of this 2265-nucleotide messenger RNA. Lineage: Eukaryota; Viridiplantae; Streptophyta; Magnoliopsida; Asterales; Asteraceae. The record is from the annotation of a GenBank genome assembly.